This is a messenger RNA of Verticillium nonalfalfae, 1650 nucleotides long. It is a transcript of the gene MRS2, whose product is annotated as magnesium ion transporter. The record is from RefSeq and is a predicted model, not a curated record. Gene Ontology annotation, cellular component: mitochondrial inner membrane. Gene Ontology annotation, biological process: mitochondrial magnesium ion transmembrane transport. The coding region runs from base 1 to 1650 and encodes 549 amino acids. The transcript has 3 exons. NCBI's taxonomy places the organism in Eukaryota, Fungi, Ascomycota, Sordariomycetes, Glomerellales, Plectosphaerellaceae. Gene Ontology annotation, molecular function: magnesium ion transmembrane transporter activity.
AUGAGCUCAGCACUUCGAGGACCGGUGCCUUCCUUUCACCUGCUGCGCUUCUUGCGAUCCCAGGCCGAACACGCCUCGACAGGCUCCCGAUGCCCCAUCACAUCAUGCUCCAGACAGAGCUCGCCAACACCACGACGACCGCCAAGAUGCCUCGCCAGGCUGGAGACCCGACGCCCGAUUUCCACAGCAAGUGGCCUUCUCGCCAGCCGGCCCCUGCGGUCACGAACACAAGCAUCAGUACAGACACAGUCUACACAGAUCAAUGCCACGGCAGGCCUGCCAGCAGCGACAUGCUUCAGCACAACGAGCACGCGCCGGGAGAAGCAGGUCGACGACGCUGGCAAGACCGAGAGGGCACCCUCGUGGAAGGAGAAGCUCUGGGGCGUCGGUGCCAGGCGUGGUGCCAAGCCGCUCCAGCCCACCGACCUACCGACCCAUGACGAAGUUGGCGACGGCAGCUCCAUGUUCAACUACCGCCGCAUCCUCACGGCCAAGGCCGCCUCGGAACCCCGUCUGCGGUGUACCGAGGUGGACGAGGACGGCGAGGUCAUCCUCGUCGACGGCGAGUUCAAAAAGACGGAGCUCAUUGCCAAGUACGGCCUGCUGCCUCGCGAUCUGCGCAAGAUUGACUCGUCCAACCUUCCCCACAUCCUCGUCCGCCCGUCGGCCAUCCUCCUGAACCUGCUCCACCUCAAGGUCCUCAUCAAGAAGGACCGCGUCCUCCUCUUUGACAUUUACGGCUCCAAGACGUCGUACCCGCAGUCGGCCUUCAUGUACGACCUCCAGGGCAAGCUCAAACAAAAGAUCCCCCAGGGCGGCGGCGGCGUCGGUGCUGCCGCCGGCCUGCCCUACGAGUUCCGCGCCCUCGAGGCCGUCCUGACCUCGGUCACGUCCGAGCUCGAGGCCGACUUUGAGGCUGUGCGCGACCCCGUCAUCCGCAUUCUCAGCGAGCUCGAGGACGACAUUGACCGCCACAAGCUGCGCGUGCUGCUGAUCCUGUCCAAGCGCGUCAGCACCUUUGAGCAAAAGGCCAAGCUCGUGCGCGACGCCAUCGAGGAGCUGCUCGAGGCCGACGACGACCUCGCCGCCAUGUACCUCACCGAAAAGGCCCACGACCUGUACCGCGGCGAGGACGACCACACCGAGGUCGAGCUGCUGCUCGAGUCGUACAACAAGCUGUGCGACGAGAUUGUGCAGGAGGCGCAGAAUCUUGUGUCGAGCAUUCGCAACACCGAGGAGAUCAUCCGCGCAAUCCUCGACGCCAACCGCAACUCGCUCAUGCUGCUCGAGCUCAAGUUCAGCAUCGGCACGCUGGGCCUCGCCAUGGGCACGUUCCUCGCGGGCCUCUACGGCAUGAACCUCGAAAACUUCAUCGAGGACACCAACUGGGGCAUGGGCGCCGUGACGGGCGUCUCCGUCUUCUUCUCGCUCAUCGUUUGCUGGUACGGCCUCAUCAAGCUGCGCAAGGUCCAGCGCGUCAAGAUGAUGUACGAUGAGCGCGGCGGCGGCGGCCUCGGCGGCAGCCUCGGGUCGCGGCAGCACUGGUUCAAGGACGACGGGCCGGCGCAUCUGCUGCAGGCGACGAACCGCGAGAAGUUUCGUCGCUUGGCGGGGCAGAAGGCGGCCAAGGCGACACGGCGGUGGAUUUAG